AUGACACAACUUUUCACCUCCUCCUCUGGGCAGACCAGCGGCGUGAGACAUGAGAAACGCAGCAACUUCGCCGGCAUAUCAUUGGCCACGAAGAAACACUCCUCCAAUGACUCCUCCCAUUUCCCUACGAAGUUGAAGAACUUCUUCCGCAUCAACAGCUCGUCCUCCACAAACAGUAAUAGCAACAACAACAACAAUAGCGACGGCUCCCAUGGCGCUGCUGGCCAAAACUCCGGCGCCUCUGGAUCGGGUAAAUCGGAGACCAAGAUGACCUUCCGGCAGUCGCGUUUUCUUCCCACUAUUACCAGAAAUCGAUCGACGACAACCGCCAGUGAAGGAAACCCGUUAGACGAAGGCAUGUCCCCGACUGCCCAUGCGAAUCCGUACUUUGCUCAUCAGGGCCACCCGGCCCUGAGACAUCGGAACGACGGCAGCGUGUCCUCGGUCAAUGCCGAUACCCCCGAGUUGCAGGUGGAUGGUGUCGCGGCUGGAGACCAGGCCACAACGGCGGGCAAAGAGGAGCUAGCGAGAAAGUUGAGAAGGGUCGCUUCCGCACCAAAUGCGCAGGGAUUGUUUUCUACUGGCAAAUCGGACGAGAGGCCGAGGACAGCGGAGCUGGGGAAAGAGCCGUUGGUGGAACAUGGUGCUGCUACUGGUGGUGUUGGUGUCAGCGACGGGGCCAGACUGAGCCUGGUUGAUGCGCCUUCCAAGAGUAAUUCGCUUGCGGUGCCCGGUGUGGAUGAGCUGUCGAAUCUUCCCCCGCCAAGCUUGAAUCGUAAUCCUAUUGCAUUUAGGAGGACGUAUAGCUCAAAUUCUAUCAAGGUGCGGAAUGUUGAGGUCGGGCCUGGGAGUUUUGAUAAGAUCAAGUUGAUUGGGAAAGGGGAUGUGGGGAAAGUAUAUUUGGUGAGGGAGAAGAAGUCAAGUCGGUUGUAUGCGAUGAAAGUCCUAAGCAAGAAGGAGAUGAUCAAGCGGAAUAAGAUCAAGAGAGCUCUGGCCGAACAGGAGAUUCUCGCUACAAGCAACCAUCCAUUUAUUGUCACGUUAUAUCAUUCCUUCCAGUCUGAGGAUCACCUAUAUCUGUGCAUGGAGUAUUGCAGUGGUGGCGAGUUUUUCAGAGCUCUUCAAACGCGCCCCGGCAAAAGUAUCCCCGAAGACGAUGCCCGCUUUUAUGCUGCUGAAGUAACUGCUGCCUUGGAAUACCUUCAUCUCAUGGGAUUCAUUUAUCGUGAUCUCAAACCCGAGAAUAUCUUAUUACACCAGUCAGGACACAUAAUGCUCUCAGAUUUCGAUCUGUCGAAACAGUCGGGACCCGGUGGGGCUCCAACUAUGAUCAUAGGUCGCAAUGGUGCCUCGCCCACGUCUUUACCAACCAUAGAUACCAAGUCAUGCAUCGCCGACUUCAGAACGAAUUCGUUCGUAGGAACGGAGGAAUAUAUCGCACCGGAGGUUAUCAAGGGUGAUGGACAUACGAGCGCCGUUGAUUGGUGGACCCUAGGCAUCUUGAUAUACGAGAUGCUCUUUGGGACCACGCCGUUCAAGGGCAAGAGUCGCAACGGCACCUUUGCCAACAUAUUAAGGGAUGAAGUACCGUUCCCGGAGAGUUCAGGUUCGCCGCAGAUAUCGAAUAUUUGCAAAUCCCUCAUCCGCAAGCUCCUCAUCAAAGACGAAACCCGCCGACUAGGAGCACGCGCAGGCGCUUCGGACGUGAAAACUCAUCCUUUCUUCCGUACCACACAGUGGGCACUUAUUCGCCACAUGAAACCGCCCAUGAUACCACACCAAGGCCGAGCAACCGAUACAAUCAACUUCCGGAAUGUCAAAGAAAGCGGUAGUGUUGAUAUCGGCGGCUCGGCAAAGGCCAAGGGAGUACCUCUGGACUCCGGGCUGACAACUCCAUCGGGGGAAGCGGUGCCGGAUCCCUUUGAGGAUUUCAAUAGCGUCACACUUCACCAUGACGGGGAGGAACUUGGACAUCAUAUGAUUGAUGAUCGUGUGCCGUCGCCGUCGAAUAGGCGGUGAAUUUAAACGGGGAAACUUAGUCUCUCCGUUUAUUUUAAUCCUGGUAAAAAUGGGGGGAAAAGGGGGACCUAUUGGCGCAUUUUUCAGAUAUUUAACAAGCAUGUCCCCAUUGAGUCGAUUCAGGAUCGCAUGCAUGCCAUGCGCAUAUGUGUAUUUGAUUCGAGAAGCUCUUUCACUCACUCCCCACUGAUCCUCAACAGGUUAUUCAUUCAAAAACACGGAGGAAGAAAGAACAAAGAAUUGAUCGGCGCCGAUAAGAUGAAGAAUAACUAUCGAUUCCACGCGACUUCGACAUUUUUUGGUGAAGAAAAAGCCGGUAUCCAGCUUUUUGAUGUGUUGCUAUUUUUACUCUGCCUCUUUUCUCAAGCCAAAGAAUUCAUAGUAGGGGUGUUCGGAGUGUAUUUGCUCGCCUUGGUCUUCAAGGGUACUUUUUCAUCCCUCUUUUUGCCUGUUUGCUGUAUACUUUAUUUCCAGACCCAUCUGCUUUUCUUUUUAAACCGUUUUGGCGAUAUUAUU
This is a messenger RNA of Histoplasma capsulatum G186AR, 2535 nucleotides long. Its product is annotated as serine/threonine-protein kinase nrc-2. The transcript has 5 exons. The record is from RefSeq and is a predicted model, not a curated record. Bases 1 to 2019 code for a protein of 672 amino acids. Lineage: Eukaryota; Fungi; Ascomycota; Eurotiomycetes; Onygenales; Ajellomycetaceae. Gene Ontology annotation, molecular function: protein serine/threonine kinase activity; ATP binding. Gene Ontology annotation, cellular component: cytoplasm; nucleus; plasma membrane. Gene Ontology annotation, biological process: protein phosphorylation.